AUGCAGCAAGCAGGCUCCAUCCUCCCAACCGGCCACAGCGUGCAUCAACGAGCAAUGUUGAACGUUGACGCUCAACCCGUUCACGUCAACCCGCUCACGGGCGACACCCGCGGCACCAUCCCCAUCGUCGUCAACGACAACCACACAAAAACACCAACACGCAACAUGCAUCUCUCCACCACCACGCCCCUCAUGGCCCUGGUCGCCGUCCUCUUCAGCUUGGCCACCCAAGCCCUCAGCGCCGCCGUCCCAGAACCUCACGCAAACAUCGGCGCCAGAGCCCCAUCACCACCCCCACCAACCGAGGAGUGCAGCUACCCCGACUCGUGCAGAAUCAACCCCGCGCUGUGCUGCGGUUAG
Zymoseptoria tritici IPO323 is the source of this 360-nucleotide messenger RNA. RefSeq lists its product as uncharacterized. The transcript is spliced from 2 exons. The record is from RefSeq and is a predicted model, not a curated record. The coding region runs from base 1 to 360 and encodes 119 amino acids. Lineage: Eukaryota; Fungi; Ascomycota; Dothideomycetes; Mycosphaerellales; Mycosphaerellaceae.